UCUUCUCUCUCUUCACUGCCCUUUCUCUCUCGUUCCUUCUUUUAUUUACUCUUUUUCUUUUCUCUUCUAUUAUUUUUUAGCUUACUCUUUUAGGCUUUUUCUUUCUAAUUUCCUUCAUCCCCUCAACACCCAAUCUCUUCCAGGCGGCUCCUCCUCUUCCUCUCUUCCUCAUCUUACAUAAUCUUAAAUCUGUCUGUCUCUUUCUGUUUCAUUAAAAGUUUCGAUCUAAUAAAAAGAGGAUUUGUUUUUUGUUGGGGAUUUUAAUAUCUUAAAUUAAAGAAUCUGCCAUGGUAGCGGCUACGCAACACCACCACCACCAACAACAGCAACCGCAACAGCAGAAACAGGCGGCGAUGGCGGUGUUAGGGGCUACGAAAACAUCGGCUGAAGAAGAGGCUUUGAAGAGGAACACGGAUUGCGUUUACUUUCUUGCUUCCCCUUUAACCUGCAAAAAGGGAAGUGAAUGUGAGUAUCGCCAUAGUGAAUAUGCCCGGAUUAAUCCAAGGGAUUGUUAUUACUGGUUGAAUGGUAAUUGCUUGAACCCGAAAUGUGGAUUUCGGCACCCUCCCCUUGAUGGCUUGUUGGGAACCCAAGUAGCAGCUCCAGCUGGUUCUUCCAUGUCUUCUUUGAAUGCAGCAGCAACACCAACACCUGCUAGUCAUACCCCUUACAACCAGGGUGCUUCUUACAGUUCCAACAAACAAGCAGUGCCAUGUAUUUUCUUCCAGAAGGGGCUUUGCUUAAAAGGUGAUAGAUGUGCUUUUUUGCAUGGUCCAACUACAAGUAAUAAAGCCCCACAGCCAGCAGCAACUACCACUACUACUGAGCCUCAUUCUUUGAAGAAGGCUUUUGGUGCCCCUGAAACAUCUCAGUUGCAGAAGUUUCCCUCGACUAAUGUGUCAAAGACAGUUGGAGUAGCUCCUGAAGGUAAACUUACUCCAAAAGUCGAAGCUGCUUUCACUAGAAUUGGUACUGGAACUGAGAGAAAUGUGCCAUGUCCGACAGGCUUGGAUGAGGAACUUCCUCGACACAAAGGAACAAAUACUACUUCAGUUGUUAAUGGUGGCUAUGUGGGCCGUUCUAAUUGCUUGCUUCAGGCCCAUGCUUUAGAUGAACCAAGUUUUCAUGGUGGUAGGGACACUGACGAAUUUUUAAGGGAAUCUUCUCCUGGUUUUGAUGUUCUUGUGGAUGAUGAGCUCAGAGAUUCUGAUUUCUACCAUGGUGAAGAUCACUAUGGAGGUACAAGAGGACAUGAGGCAAGGAAUGUGAAUGAAUAUGACAUUAGUCAGUCUACUAAUCAUGAUGCCAUAUCUGAUGUUGAUCCAGAAAUGUUUCAUGAUGCACGAGGCUAUGAUUCAUUUGACCAUGUGAAAGGGAAUUAUGGUUGGGACCAACAGAGGGCUUCAUCUGAGAGGAUAUCUCUGGGAUCAUCUACUCUGGAGAGAUGGGGUUACUCAAGAGCUGAAAGUCUUAAUCAUGUUGAGGAGUCAGAUCUACGCCAUCGUUUAUCUAAGCAUAGGAGGGUUAAUGGCCUGAGGUCUGUUGUCAAUCAUGAUCAUGCCCUGGAAAACCAUGAAGGGGAGCGAAAUUUCCGGGGCUCUCUUAGAGACUCUUACCAUUUACCUCCACAUGAUAGUUCUCUUAGUAAUCGUCUUCGGGGUAGAAUAAAGCUUCCUGGGAAAUCUCUAGUCAAUGGGACUGAUUUGCGUUCUGAAAGAGAGAUAGAAAGGGGGCGAAAUUUGGGAUGGCUCUCUCCUGGAAAGCCGCAAAUCUCUUCCCACCACGGGGGGCUCCGUGACAGAAUAAAAGGAAGGGUGGAAGGAGAAUUCAACAAUAAAGAAGGUCGGAAUUUUGGGGGUUUGAGGAUUAGGAGAGAAAUAAUGGGCGAGAGGAAUGCUGAUUUUGCAGGUCCGAAAAGUCUUGCAGAGCUGAAAGUUGAGAAGAAUACUGAUAAUAAGGAGUACCAUUCUCUUGGAAAGCGAAAGAGCAUAGAGGAUUAUCAACAAACUGAAGGUGAUCUUUCGUUUGAAGGGCCAAUGCCUUUAAGUGUGAUUCUGAAGAGAAAGAGACAAUCUGAAGUUGCAGCUUCUGGAAGUGGUAUAGCAUCUGUAAAUAAAGAUGUUAACCAGAAACAAAGCAAGGGAAGCUUGAUUAGCAGCUCCACUAAUACAGUAGUUUCAGUGACGCCGGAAGAGGCCAAUAGGAAGGAAGAAUCCAAGUCCACAACUGCAGAUAUUGGAACAACGGAAGUCACUCAUGGUGAAUCAUCUCAACUACACAGCACAAGUGAGCGUGAGACUCAGGAUGGGACUAUUGCGGAUGAGAGGAUGGAAGAUCACGAGCUUGAGGCAGAUGACCAGAGGGAUGGAGAUUAUUAUUAUGAUCAGGGUGAUGAAGGAGAAUAUAACUAUGAGGAGGGUGAAAAUGUGGACCCUGAAGAGGAAUACAUAGAGGAGGAAGAUGGUGAAGAUGGUGAUGACUUUGCAAAGAAGCUAGGAGUCAUGUUUUCAUGAGUGAUGGGUAGAUGGAGAUGGUCAUAUAGACUACUUGGCAGUCCCUAUGAUUUAUUCCGGUGUUGUGGAGUGCCUUUGAGCUCAUUUAGGUUGCUUUUUCUGAUCAAGAGUUAGCUAUAUUGGAAUUUCAUUUUAGAAGUAGGGACAUUAAGUUUUGCCCUUGUGUCAAUUAAAACUUUCUCAUUGUAUUUAAAAGCGGAUUGAAUGGGGAUUUUUCUUAUGCUUGAGGCCUUUUCUGGUGCCCACCUGUUGAACUUGAUUACUAGGCGCAUGGCAGGAAAAGUAGAACGAGAAUAAGAAAAUUUUCAUUAAUCUCCAAUUCUCUAUUUUAUUCUCUGCUGCACAAUUUCUAUGUUGCCUUCCUAUCCUGUCAUAUCUUUUGUCUUUCUUUUUAAAACAAACAUGUCUUCUCUUU
Durio zibethinus is the source of this 2928-nucleotide messenger RNA. RefSeq names its product zinc finger CCCH domain-containing protein 17. Lineage: Eukaryota; Viridiplantae; Streptophyta; Magnoliopsida; Malvales; Malvaceae. The record is from RefSeq and is a predicted model, not a curated record. Gene Ontology annotation, molecular function: mRNA binding; metal ion binding.